UGUAAAUGACAUUCGUUAUUCAGUAUUCACUAGCAACAGAUCGACAGAAUAUAAGAUCUCUACCGUAAUGGAAGAUAGUACUUUGGAGACUCAUAUAUCAAACCUGAUAAAAAAAGUGUUAUCACAAGAGUACAACGUAAAAAAGGCUGAUAUUGGCCAAGAAUCUGAGGUCGUGCCGAUUAAUCAUAUAAAUAAAAGAUUUAAUACCAAAUUUACAAAGCAAGAUCAAGUUUUGAAGAGUGAAGAUAAGCACGCUUUAAAAAAUAUAAAUACAAAAUUUAAUACUUUAUCAGAAGAAGAUCUCUUAAUAAGAGAAAAAUUGAAGAAGACUCAUAAAAUAAAAGAGAAUGAUUUAGAAGAAAUAUUUCCUGGUAGAUCACAGAAGACUAGCGAGUUUGAUGACAUUGUAGAACAGCCGGAACAGAUAGAAGCCGAUAUGGAAUUAAAUGAAGAAAAUACAGCGCUAAAAAUUGUAAACAAAGUAUUGAAGAAAACGAAAAAUGAAAAACAAGACCAUACAAAAAGAACCUUAAGAAAAAUAAGCAAAAUAUUGAAUAAAACCAUUGAUAACACUGAAGCUUUAUUAAAACAGAAAAAUUAUUCUCAAUCUGAUUUAAAAAAGAACAUACAAAAAAUUAGACAGCUUACUAAUAAAUUUCAAAAGAUUAAUCACAUAUACGUUGCGGAGAAAUGGCUCACUAAAUAUGCAAACUUCAAUGCAAAUAAAUUGAAAUUGACAAAACAAGUUUCGAAAUUGAAAUAUGAGAUGCAGAAUAUUAAGUUUGAUAAUAUGCAUGAUAUCAUCGACUCUCAUUCUGAAAUUAAUCAAUUGCAAUUUAAAAUAAGAAAAUUUAAUACCGAAGUUGACAACAUUAAAAAUCAGAUAAACAAGCACGACGAUGAAAUUAACAGAAUGGGAAUGAAAACGUUGAUAAGAAGAGUAAAAAAGUUGGAGAAGGAGACUGCUGCUUCGUGGAAAGAGUGCUAUGUAGAAAGUCAAAAGGCAACAGCCGAUAAUCAAAGCACAAAGUGGAUAGAUAAAAAGUCUUUUCAGAUUAAAAACUUUAUUUUCCAUGUAGUCUCGAAAGCGACAACUUGUAUAAAAGAAGUCACGACUUUAAUUUUCAAUAAAUUUAUCUUCGAAGACGAAGGACAGUCAUCUAAAGAGACAACGCCCUCAGACUCCAUGUGUCAGCAGUGUUCGCAAAAGGCUUUCUCAUCCACAACGAAAAACUUGGAUGAUAUUAAGAAUACAUCGACAUCUAAGAUCAAUAAUAGUGAUGAGUUACCCAAUAUGACCGAAACACCGAAGAUUGUUUCUGAACUUUCCGGUUCAACAAAGGAAUUAUCAAACUGUGAAGUCACAAACAAGAACUGUAACGAAGAAUCUCCGAAAAUACUACCAUCUCAAGUUUCAAAAGAAAAAUUAAAUGAUAUCGAUGAUAGGAAAUACGAAUGUGAGCUAAUAAAGCAAUUAGGAGAUACAAAUAUGGACAAUAAAUCGGUCGAUCUAGAACAAGUUGAAACUAAAAUCAAAGAAACGCAUGAUGUGAUAGAAACUAAAACACACGACAAAGUUUCUGAAGUAGAUUCCAUAAAACAUCCUAUUUAUUCCACAUUAUAUUCUCACGUUUUAAAGGAUUACAAUAUUGUAACAAAAGAUGUGGCAAGUUAUAAACAUAUGAUUUAUAAUCCAAAAAUGAAUUGCUGUAUUAAUUCUGAACUACCUGAAGAUAAGGAAAAUUUUGAUAUCAAUUGUAAAAGCAUUCCUAAAUCUUCAAAAUUUACUGUGUCUACUAAAUCUACUAAAUCUUUCAAAUCCAUUAAUAAUUUGCCUGCUAAAAACGUAAACGCAGCUCAACAUCGAUGCAUCGUUGACCAAAAUGAUACAUGUAAUUGUAAUAUAUCAAAAACAAUAUUUACCAUUACGGAAAAUUAAAUAGAGUACAAAGUAUCAUGAGAAAAUGAUAAUGUAAAAGUAAAAUUUUGCAAAGUAAAUUUCUUUUAAACUGAAAUUUUUACAUUUUUAUGUCACUAAAAUAUAUAUUUCGCAAUGUUUGACCACAAUAUGCUUAAAUUAAGACUUUGCCCGUUUUUGUUUGGCAUUAUGUAUGAAUCAUAUUUUACAAAUUUUUAUUUUUAUUGUUUCUAAAAAGAAUGGAGGAAAAAUAUACAUCUAAUCAAGUGUAAAAACCGCUUUUAUUUUUUGUACAAAAUUAGAACAUAAUUAUACAUAAUGUUUAUUUGACUUGACUGUCUCAAACAUAUUUCAUUUUUGUUAAAAAAACUGCUAAAAAAUUUUUUUAAUUUUAAAGA
This is a messenger RNA of Linepithema humile (Argentine ant), 2316 nucleotides long. Its product is annotated as putative leucine-rich repeat-containing protein DDB_G0290503. The record is from RefSeq and is a predicted model, not a curated record. NCBI's taxonomy places the organism in Eukaryota, Metazoa, Arthropoda, Insecta, Hymenoptera, Formicidae.